AAAAAUAAAUACAUAAUAAUAAUGGCAGCAAAGCUCUGUGUUUGUUUUUCGUUGUGAGACGAGAUGAAAAGAAAUAUUAAAAUAGCUUAGUAUAAAGGUGAAAAGGAUUACACCUAUCAUAAAACCAAAUAUGGCUUGUGCAGAGAACAUUGAUGGUGAUACACGUCUACGACAUUCAUCAGCACAACUUUCAGAUUUUGGUUAUCAACAAAGGCCUUCAACAAGUCAAACAAUUCCUUGGGAUGGAUUCAGUUCUUGGAUAUCAUGUUUUUGUGUGGUAACAUUCGAUUUAGAGCUAGGUCAGGUGAUUGAAAAAAUAUAUCCUGAACACUGUAAUUUAAGUGACACUGAAAAAGCUAACAUAUGUUACUUAGCAUUUCCAGAUUCUAAUACGGGAUGCAUGGGUGAUACACAAUUUCAUUUUCGAAUCCGAUCUUUUUCACAUUCUAUAGAAAAAUCCUCAAAAGUUUUAGAUACAGCCUUGCAAAAGGAUAAGUCGCAUUAUUAUGGGUUUGUGUCUUUUCGACAAGUUAAAGAUUCAUCAAUAAAGAGAGGGUAUUUUCAGAAGUCUGUUGUUUUAUUAACCCAGCUGCCGUACAUAUCGCUUUUUCGCUACCUAGUAAAGAACAUUGCCCCUGAAUAUUUUCUAAAUGGUGAAGUAGCAUUAGAAACAGUUUGUUAUCAAAUUGACAAAUGGCCAAGUCCUUAUCCAGGACAAACAUUACAGUUACCAGUUAUUGGAGAAGUAUUACAAAUAGCAAUACCACAAAACCAAUUAAAGGGAGUGUCCACAAAGAUGAACAAGGCUGCAGUCAAACGUUUAACAUCCUCACCUUUAGAAUUUUCAUGCAUUUACCAACCCCAGAUAUAUGAAUGUUUUAGUUCUAUGCUGCCACAUUUGCAUGUUCUCUGGGAACUUGUUUUGUUGGCUGAACCGAUUAUUGUCAUGGCCCCAUCACCAUCAACAUGUUCUGAAGGUGUCCUUUCAUUGGUAAGCUUAGUACAGCCUCUUGCAUUUGUGUGCGACCAUAGGCCAUACUUCACAAUACAUGAUAGUGAACUUAAGGAAUAUACAACAAAAACACAAGCUCCCCCAAAGGUUAUACUGGGUGUUACUAAUCCUUUUUUUGCAAAAACAUUUCAACAGUGGCCACAUAUUGUUCGCAUUGGUGACAUGCCAUCAUUAACUAUUAUGAAGAAUGGGAAAAGAUCACAAGAUUUGAAACCUGGAAUUUACACCAAAUAUAAAGCAUGUCUUGACAGAGAUAAAGCAUUUUUAAAAAAGUUUGGCAAAAGUGUAAAUGGAACGCGGCCAUUUGAAGUUCAGAAUGCUAUGUUGAUCAAUUACAUGACAGAACUAACCCAAAGUUUUAUGAUACCACUAGAACGAUACAUCGGGAGUCUAAUGCCACUACAAAGAAGUAUUUCACCAUGGAAAAGUCCACCAAAGUUGCAUCGAUUUAACACAGAGGAGUUUAUGCAGACUUUAUCGACUUAUGGGCCACAACUAACAUCUAAAAUGAGAGGCAAUUGGCAAUUAUUAUAUCGUAAGUUUUUUAAAUCGCCCAAUUUUGAAGCUUGGUUUUACAAGAAAACAGAAGAGGUGAACUACAAACUUGAUGUGUUACACAUAGAAGCUUUGUGUCAGGCGGAUAUAGAGAAAUGGCUAAUUGGAAAAGAUGAAGUGGAAAUUGUGGACUUGUAUAUGCAAAUGAAGAAGAAAUUAAUUAGAUGUCGCAAUUUAAAUUUUUCUUCAGAUAUCCGAAAUAAGUUACAUUUGCAAAUGAAAAAUGUGUUAAAAGUACUACCGUUAGAUUUACAAGGCAUCAUUAGAAAAAGUUUAUAGUUCUGUUAAUGAUAUUUUUAUUGUUUAUUCGAAGAAAUAUAUGUCAAGUUGUUGCAUUGAAAUAAUGCUCUUAACUUGAGAAGUACUGUUUUUAGAAAAAUGGUCUCAAGGAUUUUACCAUAUUUUGAACUAACUACUUUGAGUCAAAUUUAAAAGACCUUCUUGCUAUUACACUCAAAAGGGAAGAUUGUAAGUACCUCCAUUUCAAAGUUAGCCUCAGGACUAUUUCUCCUUCCUUUUUUUAUUUUAUUUUUCAAAAUUGGGAUUAGAACUUUUGUUUUCAGUAUAACACAGUAUGGAAUAGUGUACAAACGAUCCUAUCACAGGAAAAACUUAAUACAAGAUAUAAUUUUGCGAUUUUAAAAAUUAAAUAAAAUUACUUCAAAAGGUUGUUGUUUUUCUGUAAGAACGAUUUACAUCUAAUGCUAUAGAAGUCAAACCAUAAGAUAUUUUAUAAGUAAGCAACGUAAUUAAUUUGUUAGAAAAAUUCGAACUAAAGUUGUUUUAUUUAUUUUUUUGGAAUAUUAUAACUCAAAAUCUCAAAGGUUUUUCAUUUUGGUGUUUUUAUUUGUUUCUUUGUAAUUAGAUUUUUUAAAGAUUUUUUAUUGCCUAGAUUUCAUUUUGUACCUGUACAUUUGCAUAUGUAAUAAUUUUAAUGACAUUGUCAUGUACUAAGUAUUAACUUCUUGUCUAUACUGCUUUAACAUUUUUUUUUGUUAUGUUCUUAAGCUAGUAAUAUGCAAAUAAGAAGAAGCAUGUAAAAGCAUGUAAAAGCACGCAGCCAUGCUAGUAAUACAAGAAAAAUGUUUUGAAAGUGUACUAUUGAUACCAUACCACCUGCAGAAUAUCAAGCUUCAUGAGAGAUUGCGAAGACUAGUACAUCCAAAUGCGUCUAUAAAACACUUGACACGUGUAUUUUUUUUUACUUGUCUUAUAUCAUUCUGAAAAAUCCUCUGAUAUAAAAUAUUUUAUUACGUUUGUAACUCGUCUUCAUUGAGUAUUAGUUCCUCUGGUUUGGCUCUGUUCAAUCUUUUUUAUCAAGUUUGCCAUGCCUAGUACAUAGGUACAGCAAAAAAAUUUUUCUUAACACAUGACAUUACCUUUUAAAAUCUCUGCAAGUAUUUGCUAUUUUGUGAAAUAAAUUUGUGGAAAUAUGUAAAGUAAAAAAAAAAAACAUUUAAAAAAUAGUAAAAAUUUCCACCAAAACUCGUAAAAUUUUAUGAAUUGGACUCCGUAAAAAAAGUGGCAACACUGUUUAUGUACGUUCUAUACAAGGUUUUCAACUAGGAAAGAUUGUUAUUGUACAUCUAUGCGUUCGGUUGUUUAAUAUAAAAAAUAAUAACAAUAAAGUUUCA
Messenger RNA from Hydractinia symbiolongicarpus, 3201 nucleotides. RefSeq names its product protein DENND6A-like. Gene Ontology annotation, cellular component: recycling endosome. The record is from RefSeq and is a predicted model, not a curated record. Gene Ontology annotation, molecular function: guanyl-nucleotide exchange factor activity. The transcript has 2 exons. NCBI's taxonomy places the organism in Eukaryota, Metazoa, Cnidaria, Hydrozoa, Anthoathecata, Hydractiniidae. Bases 131 to 1846 code for a protein of 571 amino acids.